UUUAAAGAGAUAUCAGAGAAAGAGAUAUCAGAGAUGUAAUAUCCUGUAAAAAUUCAGGAUAUAUCAUCUACGAGAUGUCUCAAAUAUGACCGGUGAGAUAAUAUUUGAUUUAAGUCUCAGAUAUAUUAUGCCGUGUGGGUAUUAUUACGUAAAUGUCAUAUUUAUCUUUUUUUUAAUCGAGCUAUAUUCAUAUAAUACAAAAGUAUUUCUACAGGUCGUAUUGAAGACAUGGAUAGGCCAGUGCUUAGAUUUGAUUACAACCAAUUUCGGUAAAAAUCCCAAUCUGGAUCUAUUUACGACGGAUUUGUACAAUUCCAUUGCCGAGUACAAAACGGCGUAUUAUUCGUACUUUGUGGCCAUAACCGUAGCAAUGCAUUUUGCUGGAAUAAAAGAUCCAGAAAUGUUCAGGCAAGCAAUACCCGUCUCGUUAAAGAUAGGGCAAUUAUUUCAAGUUCAAGAUGAUUAUUUGGAUUGCUUUGGGGAUCCAAAUGUUUGCGGUAAAGAUGGCACCGAUAUCCAGGACGGAAAAUGUACAUGGUUUAUUACUAGAGCUCUUCAACACUCCACUCCACGACAGCGUAAAAUAUUAGAAGAGUGUUACGGAGUCGCCGACCCGGAGAAAGUAAAACGUGUAAAACAACUUUUCACCGAUUUGAACCUACUUGAUGCUUAUCUCACAUAUGAAAACGAACAGUACAAUCAAUUAAAUGUGUCCAUACAGCAGAUGUCAUGCGGACUUCCCCACAACAUGUUCUCGAAUUUAAUAAACAGGAUUUAUCGCAGAUCGUUAUGAAAGUGUCGUCUAUAAUGAAGGAGCAAAUAAAAAUAAAAUGUACUAAACUAUGUCCUAAAUGUUAAUAUUCUGGCGUAUUGGUACGGUGAGAUGUUUGCUUUUAUAUUUUCAAAGCGGAAAAUAUCAAGGCUUAUAUAGAUUUUGUAUGCAAAACAGACUUCUGUUUCGAUUGAAAGGUUAAUAAAUUUCUAAAACAUA
Messenger RNA from Vollenhovia emeryi, 991 nucleotides. RefSeq names its product farnesyl pyrophosphate synthase-like. The record is from RefSeq and is a predicted model, not a curated record. Gene Ontology annotation, cellular component: cytoplasm. Gene Ontology annotation, biological process: trans, trans-farnesyl diphosphate biosynthetic process. Gene Ontology annotation, molecular function: (2E,6E)-farnesyl diphosphate synthase activity; dimethylallyltranstransferase activity. Lineage: Eukaryota; Metazoa; Arthropoda; Insecta; Hymenoptera; Formicidae. The transcript is spliced from 3 exons. Bases 86 to 793 code for a protein of 235 amino acids.